GAUCAUAUGCGUGUUAGUAUGAGUGUUAGUUAUGGUGAAAUUUAAAAGAAUUAUCUUUAUUUAAAAAGUAUGUUAUGUUAUUUAGCUAGACUAUGGAUUAAAAAGUUUGCUCUUUUAAAUAAUUAUUGCUGUUAAUGUAUUAUGUAUGAUGGUAUUGGUAAGAAUGAUUUGAUAUGUGUUACCAUGUGUGAUGAAAGUUUGAGAAUUUAAUUAUUGUUUGGUAAUUGGAUUAUGUUACAUUGAUUCUGUGUUUGAUAGCUUUUUCGAUAUGUUUUAUUUUAUGUAAUAUUUUUUAUGGUUUUUCAUAAGUUGUCUUUUAAGCUAGCUAAGUAGCACGAAUACUUCAUUCGAUCAACUUUUUCUAUUUCGAAAAGUGUUGGAAAUUUGGCGCUUUGGACCGUUUUCAACUCAAGAAACCUUAAAAUAGCAUUGUUUCGUUGUGUGAUGAAAGUUUGAAAAUUUGAUCAUUGUUUGGUAAUUGGAUUUUGUUAUGUAUCGUGUUUGAUAGCUUUUUCAGUAUAAUGUAUGUAUAUUUUUAUGGUUUUUCAUUAUUUGUCUUUUAGGCUAGCUAAGUAGCACGGGUACUUCAUCCGACCAACCUUUCCCAUUUUGAAAACAUGUCGAAAAAUUGGCUUUUCGGGCCGUUUUAACGUAAUAAACCUCAAAAUAACACUGUUUCGCUGUGUCCGUAUUCAAGUGCCUAGUUUUCUCGUAUACAUGUUCGAUGUCUCCGUAUUCAAUUGUCCAGUUUUCCCAUAUACGUGUCCGUGUUACAUAGUUCAUAAGUCAACUACUGAAAAUUAGGCCAUUAUGAUACUGCUAUUGUCAGUGUCUAAAAAGUUCACCAAUGCAAGAAUGCUCCUCCACUAUUGUACGGGGUAGGGGGAGGAUGGAUGCAAUUUUAUGCAGCCUCCCCAUUACAUAUUUACGAAAAGGCUGUUUCCACGCCCCAACCUUGUAACCUUCAGGUCACUGAAUGACUAAGGAGUAGCUUUACCACCACAUCAAGGCUUGUCCUUCUGUUGUAGAAAAAUUGAUAGUUUUCCCUUUUAAACCGAUAUGAUUAGCUGGAAUGGAUUACUAAGGAGACAAAUGUUUGUUAUAGCCAUUGGUAUCAAAUCAACAAUUAGGCUUUAUCUGAAAAUCUAAGGCAAUUUUGUCAUUCUAAUGUGUGUCGUAUUGCCUGCAGUAUAUUGAUGUCAUUGGUCAUUGGCCAUGUUAGCUGUGAGUAUGUUUGGGAGUAGUAUUGGAGGAAAGAUGCAAACAGAAAUAAUCUUUCCGAGUCGAGGGAUCUUGAAGAUUCUGAAAUGAAUACCUCUGAAGAUUCUGAAAUGAGUACCUCUGAAGAUUCUGAAACCAGCGCCUCUCAAGACUCCGACCACAUCGGCGACGAAAACUCCAAAGUUAAGAUGUGUUUUUGUAACCAUCCUGCUAAAUUACGAGUCUCUCAUACAAUCAGAAACCCUUUUCGAUUAUUCUACAAUUGCCACAAGUACUCCGAUAAUUGCGGAUUUUUCCAAUGGGUCGAUGAGCCAGAAUUAACCGGCGAUACACAUGUUGACGAGCUAAAUCUCAUCCGCAAUGAAUGUAUUCGAUUACAGGGGAAACUUGAAGAAAGCGAACUGGAACGGAGUCACGAUAGGCAUGCUUGGGAAAGGGAGAAAGUCGAGCUAAUGUCGAAAUUCUCGACUAUUCAAACUGAACUGGAUGAAAUCAAGAAAAGAAUUGAAUUUGCGAAUGAGUCCGAUCUUAUGCCUCCAAUCCAUAAAUUAUCCGACACAGAUGAAGACGAUAAUGUUAUUGAGAUUCAUGCUAUGUAAGGUAGAAUUAGAUUUCUGUUGCAGAUGUAAAAUCCUUUUUUGCUUUGCUUACAGAGUUUUUAUUUCUCUUGUGAAUAUAUUUAGUGUUACUAUGCAAAAUUCUAUGAAUAUUGAUUUUUAGGGAGAUAGGUAUGCAAAUUUUGUCGAGAAAUUUCAGUUCAGCUCCCUCUCUUUUUGGCAUUACACUUGUACUGCAUAAAUAUUGCUCCCGAGGCAUUGAUACUGCAUAAAUUUUAGAAAUUUGAGUUCAACAUUGCCAUGCUUUCUAGACAAGCUUGGAGACUUAUUAAUUCGAAAGACUCUUUGAUGUGUAGAAUGUUUAGAGCUCGUUAUUUCCCAAAUAGUAGUUUCCUUGAUGCUAAGUUGUGUUCUAAUCCUAGUUUUGUUUGGAGGAGUAUUUUUUCUACUCAACCGGUUAUGAAAUUGGGUGCUCGGGUUAGAAUUGGAGAUGGCAGGUAUACUAGAAUUCGGAAAGACCCUUGGUUUUCAGACGGAGAUUCUGGCUUUCUUGUUUCUCAGCCUUUGUUAGGUAUUGAAGAUGCCAUGGUCUGGCAACUGCUUUCUACUUCAGGUUUGGAGUGGGACUCUGAUAUUCUUCAUGAUGUUAUCGAGCCUGUUGAUCGAGCACGUAUCUUAAGAGUGCCGUUUAGUAGAAGGGAGGUAAAGGACAGUUGGGUUUGGAUUUUGGACGAUAAAUAUCGGUUCUCGGCUAAAAGCAUUUAUAGAAGUUUGGUUGGAGAGUGCAGUGGCAUCAGUAGCUCAGUUUGGUUUGGUCUAAUAUUUGGAGAUUGGCAAUUCCUCUCCAUGUUAAAAAUUUUCUAUGGAGGAUGGCCUCUGAUUUCCUUCCUACUGCCGAGGGUCUUGCCUCUAAAAGAGUCUUCAUCAACUCUAGCUGCCCGCUUUGUGUUGAUGGUUUUGAAAAUGCUGUUCAUCUCCUUAGCUGCUGUUCCGUAGCUGCAGAUUGUUGGAGAAUGGCGUAUCUGAGUUCCUUGGCUGGUUCGAACUUGGAUGUUUUUUCUUGGUGCAAAAAUUGUCUUCAAGAUCUGGAGAAGGAGAAGAAGGAAUUGGCAGCUAUGGUGUGUUGGGGAAUCUGGACAAACAGAAAUAAGAUGGUUUGGCAUGGUGUCAAAUCCAGUCCAGUGGAUUUAGUUAACCAGGUUAGUAAUCAGCUAGUAGCUUGGUCCGGAGUGAGAAGGAGGACGGUUUCAGAUGUGUCCAGAAUCAUUGACAGAAAUGAUGGUUUGGUGAAGUGGAGGUCGCCGGCGACAGGUUGGAUUAAGGCGAGCACAGAUGCGGCGGUCUUUCAGCAGGGCGAAGGGAUCGCUGUUGGUUGUAUUGUGCGAGAUUUGAAAGGAAAUAUCAUUCAAACAAGACAGCAGCAGUUUCUUGGAGAUUUCUAUCCGAGAUCAGCAGAGUUAAUCGCAAUUAGAGAAGCUCUAAGUUGGUUGAAGGAUUGGCACAACGUGGUGAUUUUGAGUCGGAUGCAAUGGAUGUUGUUUUGGAUAUUAAAUAUCCAGUUCCUGCUAUAGACGAUAUUAUUCUCGAAGAUUGUAUUGAUUUAUCGAAGCAGUUACGUGAUUUUUCUUUUUCUUUUGUAAGACGAUUUACUAAUCGAGCCGCGCAUGUUCGAGUGCAAAAUGCUCGUUCCUUGUCAGGUUAUCGGAUUUUGCUUUCAAACUUCCCCGAAUAUUUUACGAUUGUAACUGAUUCGGACAUUGCUUAAUAAUAUCACGAGUAUUGAUUAUCAAAAAAACAAAAUUAAAAUUUGAGUUUGAUUGAA
Mercurialis annua (annual mercury) is the source of this 3600-nucleotide messenger RNA. RefSeq lists its product as uncharacterized. Gene Ontology annotation, molecular function: zinc ion binding. The record is from RefSeq and is a predicted model, not a curated record. NCBI's taxonomy places the organism in Eukaryota, Viridiplantae, Streptophyta, Magnoliopsida, Malpighiales, Euphorbiaceae. The transcript has 3 exons. Bases 2648 to 3349 code for a protein of 233 amino acids.